Camponotus floridanus (Florida carpenter ant) is the source of this 788-nucleotide messenger RNA. Its product is annotated as PRKR-interacting protein 1 homolog. Gene Ontology annotation, molecular function: double-stranded RNA binding; protein kinase binding; protein kinase inhibitor activity. The record is from RefSeq and is a predicted model, not a curated record. The coding region runs from base 111 to 785 and encodes 224 amino acids. The transcript is spliced from 3 exons. Gene Ontology annotation, biological process: negative regulation of protein kinase activity. NCBI's taxonomy places the organism in Eukaryota, Metazoa, Arthropoda, Insecta, Hymenoptera, Formicidae. Gene Ontology annotation, cellular component: nucleolus.
AUCAAACAAUAAGCUACACACCUACACAGCUCACAGAUACUAUAUAGGAAUUUUACGCAGGAAAAACACGAAAAAAUUAUUAUAUAUUUGGUUAUUUAAAUAGUAAAAAGAUGUCAGAUAAGGAGAAAGACGAGGAAAAACCUGUAGUAGCAAAAACAGCUGUAGAUCUGCAAAGAUUAAAACUAAUGAAAUUAAUGAAGAAUGUGGAUAAGCCAAUUAUAUUGCCGGAACGUCCAAAGGCUAAAAAUACACCCUCUGUACCUGAAUUUGUUCGUAAUGUUAUGGGUAGCAGUGCUGGAGCAGGUAGCGGAGAAUUUCACGUGUACAGACAUUUACGACGAAAAGAAUAUGCGCGGCAAAAGUUUAUUCAAGAAAAAGCACAUAAGGAACUUUUGGAUGAUGAAUAUCAUCAAAAACUUGAAGACAAUAAAAGAUUGGCAGAAGAAGCAACAGCAAAAAGACGUGCUAAAAGAUUGAAAAAGAAACAGGGACGCAAACAGAGGAAACAAAUGAAAACUACAAAGGAAAGUGCUAUCACAGAUGAAAAAAGCAGCAAGGAGGAGAGUUCAGAUGAAAAUGAAGAAACUGAAGCUACUGUAAAAACUAAUGAAAUAAAUGAAGAAAGUAUGAGUUGUUCUAUAAAUAUAUCUAAAGAUAAAAAUGAAGCAAAAACAGCAACAGAAAAGAAGCUGUUAUUAGAUACAGAAGAAAAUCAAGAACAUACAUUAGAAACAUCUUUUGAAGAAAAACCGAAUAAAAACACUCAAUGUAAAAAUGACACAUGACAA